CCGACCCUGACCGACACAGAAAACCUUUUUUUUUUCUCUUGUAAAGACAAUGUCUUUUUCAAUGUAAGAAUGAGAACAAAAAAUGACAAUUUCAUGUGGCACAAAAAUUUUAGACAAAUAAAGAGUACUUUAAAAAAAAUUAUAGAAUGAACAAAAGCACAAUGUUGAAUGCGAAUUUUCUUUUUGGAAAUUAAAAAUAAUAAACUCUAGCUACAAGAGAUGAGUAUAAACGUGUCACACAAAGAUCGGCGACAUAAAAUCGUAACCGUAUUUUUAAAUUCAAAAUAUAAUCAUUCACUUUUGUUUUUCAUUGAAUUUAAUUUUAAUCUUAAAGUAAUAAAUCAUAUAAAAUUGUAAAUUCAUUUUAAAAUUAAAUUGAGAUUAAAUAAAAUAAUUUCUGUAAAAAAUUGAAAUAAUAUAUUAUGAAUGGUUUUCAAUAUUAACUAAUUUUAAUCAAAGACCCCAGUACGAUAAUCGACUACGUUCUAUUCUAACGUCAAUAAACAUGGCGAAAGGUAGGUUUGCUGCGAAUAUUUUGAAUCUUUACCAAUUUAAUUAAUAUUUUUUUGUUAAUUAUUAUAUAAAACAUCUCACAAUCAUUAAUUUGUUUCACUAUGUGCUUUUUGCAAAUAAAUUUAGUACUAUAUAUAUACACAAAAUCUAGCAAUCGCCUUCAACCGGUGCCAACCAUAUCCUGCCACGGUGGGCGGCCUUGCCGGUACAGGCGCUAUACCUGACCGUAAAUUCAUUUCAAGGAACAUAAUACAAAACUUUAUUGAAUGACCAUGAAUUCAACUGUAUUUUGCAAAUACUACAUUUUGCUAUCAUUUACCUUUAGAAUCAUUUAUAUAUUUAUGAUAUAAGUAUAUAUAAGGGAAAAUGUGUUUGUUCUGAGAUUCUGCUAACUGGCAUAAGUUUCUAAGUUUCUAAUUAUUCUAAUUCUACCAUUAUUUAUGGAAUGAGUAAUGAAGUAAUGGAUCUAUCAAACUUGGGCGACUUGACAAAUCCUUCUUUAAAAAAUUACGGUGGGGGGAUCCCAUUCAAAGGGGGCGGGGAGCCUAAAUUUCGUUUUUACUUACAUGACUAUGAGCAAUAUGAUCACGUCACUCCACUACUAUACUCACUUCAUUGGCUCCAUAUGCCUAUGCCUAUACAGGCUCGCAUUGAUUACAAGCUGUCUGUUCUCUCUCACAAUUUUUUCUCUCUCACAAUCGUUUCUCUAGUUCCUGCCCUACCUAUCUUACUGAAAUUCUUUCUGUGUAUAUUCACCCCUUGUAAAGCUUCAUUCCUCCGCAGACACGCAUAUUCUUUCUGUUCCCAGAACACGCACUAAAACAUGGUGAAUGAUCUUUCUCUUUCCGUGCCUCAAAACAAUGGAAUUCUCAUCCCAUUACUGACCCAAUUUUUCUAACUGUACUAUAACGACACAUUCUCACCCCCCUCUAACAGAUAAACAACACUCAAUGCUGCUGGGUGCUGUCCAUGGCUAGACAGGGGUAGAUAGUACUUGGGUGGGUGAGGUCAAACUUUUUACCAAGACCAACUGUUGUUUUUAAAUGCAUAAUUUUCUGUAAUUGCUCAUUUUUAUGUGAAGCACAUUGAGCCUAGCCCUAGGCUGUGUUACUGCGCUAUAUAAAAGCACUUUAAUAAUAGUAAUAAAUAAAAUUACAAACAAAAGCUCCUCGAUGAUGGACGGGAGUAUCUCAAUCUAGACCGAACUUAGUAACUUUAAACACAUGUCACAUACACUUACUUAUACUUUAUUAUCCAGAUUAAAAUACUGGUGGUUUCUAAAAUCAAAAUAUUCACUCCCUUCUGGCUUAGACUUAGAGCUUAGAGGCCCCAAUUUUAUUUGUCCUUAUGUAUGCUAUAUAAAUACCAGUACUCAAUAGGCGAAUAGGUCUAGACAACAAUAUAGGCUUUUUUGUCUAGAUGAACAGUGGUGGCCGUAUCCUUCGUCGCUAGUUCAUAUUGAAAUAUUAAUGGAUUUAAAAUAAUAUCCACUGCAUGAAGGGCCGGUCUAGAAUUUUCCAGAAUGUUCGAUAAUUUAAAAGACUAGAGCUCAGAAAAUUUUCAACCAAUUUUAAUGGGACAACUGUUAAAUUUUAACUCCAUUAUUUAUCUGAAUGAUUUUUAUGGGGCCUCCAGUCUUAAGCUUAACUAAAAAGAUGCGCAAUUGAAUGGGCCUGCAAGGAUCCUAUUUUAUUUUUAGUGAUUAACAGUCAUAUCGUUGACUUUGCUGAAUAAUUUUUCAAUGGGACCACUUUUAAAAGUUUGAUUAGUCUUUAAAUCAAGGUUUUGACUAGGCAAAAAUGUUUUUGGUUAUUAAUUUUAAUUUUAGCUGUAGAAAGUUUUUAUGAAUGCAAGUCCCAGGCAACGCUAGGUAUUUUGUCUAGUUAUGUUAUAAUUUCAGCAUUGUUCACUUCUUAAUUAAUUACUUGGCUUUUAUUAUUACUGUUAUUAUUUUAUUGUUAGGCCAAGACUGGCUAUGGGCCAGUUUUUAUUUAUUUUAGUAACUGUUUGUUUGCCUUUUUGUUUUCUGCACUCUAAGUUAGUGACUUAAAACAUCAACUACUACUUAAGUAAUUGUUGUCUUGGUUAACAAUGGCACACAUGCAAGAUUUUAGAAUAUCCUCCUACCGACAACUGACUCAGGGACUGUAACAAUCACAUGCUGGUGUUUUAAAGUUUCACCAGAAAGGGAAAUAGAAAUUUAUAAUUGAAAAUUCUAAAAUAAAGAUACAAGAUGUGCAGCCAGAUGUUUUGACAAGGACCAGUAGAAGAUCUCGUCAGGCAUCAGGGCUCAAAUGGAUUGUGCAAAAGUUAAGCAGGCCUAUACAUAUUACCAAAAUUUAUCACUUUUUAUUCUCUUAAAAACUAAUAUUUAAAACAUACAAGACAUACAUUUUUAUUUGUCUAUAUGUAACAUGAAACAAGAAAUAAGCACUUCCAUGACUUGUAUUUAGUUGAGAUUUUUCAUUGUUAUAGAAUAAAAUAGUUUUAGAUGAGUGAGAAGCAUGAAACUUGUUUUUUUAAAUAAUAUUUAUUUGAGGCACAAAGUUACUACUCCCUGUCAUCAAAAUGGUCUAAAAGUGUUAACUAGAAAAGCCUGGACUGUAACCAGAUUUCAUAUGUUUAAUUUUUUUAACAGUAUUCUUAUACAAUAUGUUAACAAUUGACUGAAGUAAAUUUAUGAGCAUAUAACCUUGGACCUAUAUCUAAAGAUUGAUGAUUAUCAAUAUCCCUUGUUUGUAUCUGUCUUUCAUCAUCUCAUUGGAUUGCAGGCUGGUGACUUCAAUUUAAAGUUCAGCUUGCAGCUAGGUUUUGGAAGUUAUUUAGUUUUUGCUUGACAGGCUGUGUUAAAUCUUCGUGUUUAUGUUUUAAAAACAAAGGUCCCUUCUUCUAGGUUAGAUUAGUAAAUGCCACUAGGGCUAUGUCUAGGGUAUGAUUAUAUUGCUAAUUAAGUACUCUAAUCUCACUCUAACGCUCAAUGCCACUCUCACUAACUCUCACUUCUAUUAAUACUAUCACUAUACUAAGAAACACAGGUGGUUCAGCCCACAAAUAAAUAUUUAAUUAUAAACAGAAUUAACGAUAUACACAUAUAUAGCAAUGUCUAAUUAACUAUCUAAUACUUAGGUCUAAUACAAUUAAUUUUUCCAUGGAUUAAAGUUGCGAUUGGUGGUCUGUCCUCUGUAGGCAGGUCCAACACACACACAGCAUGCGCUACAGUCUUUUUUUUAUUUGUUCACUUGUCACUGCGACAUAGGUCUCCGUUCACUCGCAUGGUGACAUAACAGGGGUAGACUCUAACCACACACAUAGCUUCUGGUGGAGUCUCUGCCAGUCUUGUAGUUGUAGGCCUAACCUACACUUAGUUUUUUUACUAGGACGUCAACAUUAUUCUGACCCUAACAACUGACUCCACUAACUGAACUGUACUAGCUCAACUGUUAAUUACUUCACUGUUCUUACUAGUUCAACUGUCACUCACUGAUCCAAAUUACUUACUGGCUAGAAAUGAGAAUAACAAAUACAAUGCAUAAGGCAUACUUAUUAAUAAUCAAUCAUACUCUAACAGUAACCUUAGACCUAACAUUUUCUUAAUCGAACGACAAUUACAGUUCUACAUACCUGUCCACAUGAAUAUGAAAAUUAACAAUACUAACCUAGCACAAUCUGGAUAAAUACACUUCAUCAACUAAUUAUGCCAUCCAGGCUCUACUGACAUACUUCAGGUGAAAGAGGCUGAUACAUGAUUAGGGGUGCCCUUUAUUUUGAUUACAGGGACGCUGUCCUGCAUUUCUAUCCUGCGUCCGCAUGGGUACUCAGCGUGGGUACUCUGCGUCUGUACUCAGCGUAUGUGCGCUUGACUAGAAUGAGUGCAUUGUUUUAGCUGGGUCACGGUCAAGGUGAUCAGGCUAAUUUCCAUUGUUAUUGAGUCAUUUUUAUUCUUGUAUGGCCCAGCCUAAUUGUGUCAUCACUUGGCGUAGCGAUGGAGAGUGUGGGCCAGCGGGUCUCACAAACGUGAGGACCAGCGGGUCUCAACAGGCUGGAUGAUCAGAAAACGGUCCUGAAACUGCUGUCUCAAGGCAGAGAGUACUUACUCAUUGCACAAACUCUGAUGGGAAUGGGUCUCUUGCAUCUUUGGCGAAUUUUCCACAGUAUAAAAAUUGACUGAAGCAACUCCUCAUCCGCUGGGAAUUGAAACCAAAUAGUUUUUGUCCAAAUGCCUUGACAUGGGUGUCCAUGUAGGAGACCAGCUUGUUUUGCCUUCUACUCUGAGUUUAAGUUCAUUCACCGAUUUGGGAACAUUUCUGUUUAAAAAAGCUUAUUUCCAAAGCAAUUGACUAGUUUUAAGGAAGGAAAGUAUGAGAAAAUCUCAGCUCUCUGUCUAAACAUAUUGUCAGAACCUUCCAUCAACUGAGACGCCUGGCAAAGUAUUGAAAAGUGAAGAACAAAAAUAGGAGGGGGGGGGGGGGGUUGUGUGUUAUAAAGUUAUGUGUUAAAAUCACAGGUGCCAUGACACAAGAUUAAUCCAGAUAUUUUUCACUCUUUGUUGGUGAAUUACUCUGUCUAAACAUAUUGUCAGAACCUUCCAUCAACUGAGACGCCUGGCAAAGUAUUGAAAAGUGAAGAACAAAAAUAGGAGGGGGGGGGGGUGUUGUGUGUUAUAAAGUUAUGUGUUAAAAUCACAGGUGCCAUGACACAAGAUUAAUCCAGAUAUUUUUCACUCUUUGUUGGUGAAUUAAAAUAUGAAGCAUUAAAGGUUUAGAAGAGCAAAUAUUUUAAAAAGCAUUUUAUAUUUUCCCAAUGUACCUUAUCCUUCAACUCUUAUGUACUUAACAACACCUGUUGCGACCCUGCUUGAUUUUAUCUAUCCCAAAUUGUACUGAUCAAUGGUUGUGUCUGCCUUUUAACAAAAAAUCUCCCCUGUCAUUGUUCCAAGUAUACCAAUUACCAUUCACAGUCAUUAAUUCUUGUGUCUUUCAUUUCGUUAUUGAUUUGUUGGGUCAGAUUAGCCAAAGUCACUGUUUGUUGUUUGCAGACCCCUGUAUUAACUGAUUAAUGUCCUUUAAUUUCAUAUACUGAAAUUGAAUAUUACUGAUUAUGUAUUAUUUAUUAAAUAACUACAGAUAAAGAUAUGAAAUACUGUCGGUCAUAAUCAAAUGGGCCAACUCAAAAUCUGAUUUGUGGCAAUUGCCUACACAUGUACUUACGUUAUAGAAUAACUUAAUGACUUAAUCCUGCAAUUACUAAGAAAGGCUCCCAAAUAGAUGAUUAUGGGGAUAUGGCCAGUUUUGUCCUACUUCAUACUACAGCCAGUGUUGAGUUACAGCAUGUAGUAAAAGAGCCAGAAUGAUCAAUGCAUUGAUCAUUGGUCCUCAAGAUAUAGAAGAGAAGAAGAAAAGUAUCUAGCACAUUUUUAAUGCUGAAACCUUUCUCCCCCUCCCAUAAUUGAAAAUGCUCACAUGUAGAAUCCAAACCUGGAAACUUAAAAACAUAGCUUAAAAUGUAUUCUGUGUUAUGAAUAAUGUUUCAAUAAAUAGGAGAAAACUCUCUGUCUCAAUGCACGACUUAAUCUUUAUCAACCCAGUGACGAUAUGACAUGACCUCCACAGCAGAUUUUGUAACUCUGAUUGAGGAAUUGAGAAUGGGCAAAGUUUAUUUAACAAGAAUCUCAUAGCUUUCAUUUAAAUAUUUCAGUUUUAUCAGUGGUUGGGUUAUUGGCCAUUGCUGUUGUUGGACAAGCUCUUACACCAUCUUCAUUCCUUACAACUGUCGACCAGAAUAGGCUCAAAUCUGUUUUUGAAGCAGCAUCGCCUUACGCUGAUACUCAGGCAGCACAUUAUUCUAUUCUUGGUUUGAAAUUGCUGGGGGCAACAAUUCCUAAUGCACAGGUAAAUAUUUAAUAAUUUAAUUGGGUUUUAAAACCUACGGCAAAGUGACACUUAUUAAUUAAGCUUUUAGGUCUGAAUCAAUGAAUUAGGGGACCUCGAAUGGAAGUAUGAAAAUGGCAGUGCCACCGAAAAAAGGUUUGGAAAUGAUGAAAAAAUGGGAUGUAUCUUUUGCUUUUAAACAAUGUUAAAUUAUAUUUUUUUGGCAAUCACGAAUUCAACACACUUGCACCAAUAAACAUAAAUUGUUUAGAUUGUUAUCAAGUGUCUAAUUAUACUAAUAUUGUUUAAACAUGUUCAAAUCUUUAAGUGGUUUGGAAUGUAAAAAUUGAACAGAUAAAUAUCAUUUAGGGUUUUACUAAGGAAAUAAUAUGUAUCGAUUAUUUUACAGGAUGCUUGUAAAGUUAUCUCCAAAGUGUUGGAUGGAAGCAAUGUUGCAUCCAUUUAUUACGGUGCAACGGCUGCUAAAGCUCUAGGUAACUGCAAGGUAAGUUAUCUGCCUUUCUUAUUGCGGAAUCUAAUCCAGAAUCCAGAUGGGAUAGAACUACAUAUCAUUGGAUAUUUGAUAUUCCAUACAUAUGUAUCCUGUACUAAUAAAUGAAAUAGGUACAUCAUCAUCAUUCUCACCCAGUGGUCAUUUGGGCUUGUGUGCUGCGGCAGUGGUGAAGAAUUACACACUCUCCGCAGCUGUUCUUUGAGUCACUAACUCUAAACAGGAGAGGCUACAUGUGGGAAGUCACUAACUCUAAACAGGAGAGGCUACAUCUGGGAAGUCACUAACUCUAAACAGGAGAGGCUACAUCUGGGCAGUCACUAACUCUAAACAGGAGAGGCUACAUCUGGGCAGUCACUAACUCUAAACAGGAGAGGCUACAUCUGGGCAGUCACUAACUCUAAACAGGAGAGGCUACAUGUGGGAAGUCACUAACUCUAAACGGGAGAGGCUACAUCUGGGCAGUCACUACCUCUAAACAGGAGAGGCUACAUCUGGGCAGUCACUAACUCUAAACAGGAGAGGCUACAUCUGGGAAGUCACUGCCUCGAAACAGGAGAGGCUACAUCUGGGAAGUCACUAACUCUAAACAUGAGAGGCUACAUCUGGGAAGUCACUAACUCUAAACAGGAGAGGCUACAUCUGGGCAGUCACUAACUCUAAACAGGAGAGGCUACAUCUGGGCAGUCACUAACUCUAAACAGGAGAGGCUACAUCUGGGCAGUCACUAACUCUAAACAGAAGAGGCUACAUCUGGGCAGUCACUAACUCUAAACAGGAGAGGCUACAUCUGGGCAGUCACUACCUCUAAACAGGAGAGGCUACAUCUGGGAAGUCACUAACUCUAAACAGGAGAGGCUACAUGUGGGAAGUCACUAACUCUAAACAGGAGAGGCUACAUCUGGGCAGUCACUACCUCUAAACAGGAGAGGCUACAUCUGGGAAGUCACUAACUCUAAACAGGAGAGGCUACAUCUGGGAAGUCACUACCUCGAAACAGGAGAGGCUACAUCUGGGAAGUCACUAACUCUAAACAGGAGAGGCUACAUCUGGGAAGUCACUAACUCUAAACAGGAGAGGCUACAUGUGGGAAGUCACUAACUCUAAACAGGAGAGGCUACAUCUGGGAAGUCACUAACUCUAAACAGGAGAGGCUACAUCUGGGAAGUCACUAACUCUAAACAGGAGAGGCUACAUCUGGGCAGUCACUAACUCUAAACAGGAGAGGCUACAUCUGGGCAGUCACUAACUCUAAACAGGAGAGGCGUUUUCAUGAGCAUCACUGUUUUGUUUUACUCCCCAAAAUGGGAACAUAAAAAACUGUAUCUAUGUUUCUCUUCAGGUUGAAGUGCCUGAGUUUAAGAAAACUUUAACAGAUGCCAUCAAGGAGGACUCCAGUGUCCAAGACAUUGUUUUUGCUUAUCUAGCUUUGAAAAGCCUUGGACUUCCAGGUAGGCUUAUUAUUCCUUCCACUUUGUUUGCAUAUUUUAAAAAAAAAAAACAUUUCUGUAACUUUUGGCUUUUAAUUGUUAAAAGAAAAGUAUAGUCAUUCUUCUAUCAAAAAUGAUCAUCUCAGUUUUCAUUAGUUAAGCUAUCUCUGAACAAGCUGGUUUUAUUGUUCUUGUAGCUGAUGAUAGUGCAGUUUCAAAAGCCAUACUAGCAGCCCUUAAUACAGAUGACUCCCCAUCAAGGUAUUUUGAUACUUGUACUUGUAUAACAAUAAUAUCACUUUGUAAAGAUGACUUCCAUUGAUGUGCAUGAACCUCUCAAAAUUAUGACUUUGAAUUAGACAAUAAAUAAAAAAUGAUAUUGCUCUUCAAUAACUGUACAAUUGAAUUAAUUUUAAAAAGUGCAUUUGCAAUAUACAGUCUUGAUUUUAAAAAAAAAAAAAAGUGCAUCAUAUCAAAUGUCAAAAUCUUUAUCUUAGUCAGAUACAAUGAGUUGUUCAAUUUAUAUUCAUCGUUUAAUAUAAUGAUAAUUUCGUUGGAGGCAAUUGAUCUUAGUGAAAUGCUGACUUCCAGUAGAUGUAGCACAGAAAUUGACUUCAUGAUGAUGUUCAUUUUGAAACAUUUUUUGUAAACUUUUUUUUUGUUGCAUUUGAUCAUGAUUAGAGGCUUGCAUUAUUUGAUUUUCAUCUUUCACUCCAGUCACAGCUACGCAUUUUUAGCAGCAACUGAAUUAAGUGGAGAUAUCAGUAAAUUUGUUGACAAUAUUGAGGAUGUAGUAGCGCAGGCUGAUGAAGUGGAUGACAAAUAUUUGCAAGUAAGUGGGCUGUUGUGUCAAUCAGAUCUAAUUCAUACACAUAACAAUCAAAACUGUUAAAGUCAAUCAGAUCUAAUUCAUACACAUAACAAUCAAGACUAAUGAAGUCAAUCAGAUCUAAUUCAUACACAUAUUCAAGACUGAUAAAGACAAUCAGAUCUAAUUCAUACACAUAACAAUCAACACUGAUAAAGUAAAAAAGACCUAAUUCAUACACAUUCAAGACUGAUAAAGUUGAUCUGUGUUACUAAAGAUCUUACUGUCCUAAUCAGAUGUCUGGUAUAGCCAUAUUCAAGGCGUUAGAUUCCCUAAGAGUCUGCUGUGAGCGGAUGUUCCUUUUUUUAAUGAAACGAGAAUUAUGAGUAAGGUUGGCUGAAUGCUAAUCAGUCUUUGAGGGUUGAGAUACUUUAAACAAAGGCAUAUAAAAGCUUGCAGCUGACAGCAAGUGAGUUGGAUAGUUUUAGUUUUGGGCCAGUCCUAGGCUCUGGGACCAGUCCUGGGCUGAGGUUGCAAGCGGCCUGUAUACAUUUUUGAACAUCAUCAGUGAUUGAUUCAAGAUAAUGAACUAUAAAUUUGUAAUAUUGUUUUACAGUGCAGUAGAGUUCAAUAAAAAGUGAAUAGUUUUCAUUAAAAAGAACUUACUUACUUGUUAAUGUAUCAUUUUGUAUUGGAUUCAUAAUUCAUACCCUAGGACAAUAUCAAAAAGACACCAAACACAAUUUCUUAAAUCAUUGGAUUGGUAAUCUGGCUAGAAUUAAAAUGAAACAGGAACACAAGUUAAUUCAUUCUUCUUGUUUCUUAGUUUGAAGGAGGUCUGUUUGCAACUGCUUUGGUAGUGGACAGUGCUUACAAAUUGGCUGAGAAAAAUAAGAAGGCUCCAACAAUUGCACAGGUUUGUUUUUUUUGUAUGCAUAAUUUAGCUUAUUCGAAACAUCGUGGAAAUAGAAUAUAAUUGCAAACAUUGUUUAUUAAAUCUGCAACAUUUUCCUUAUGUACUCGAAGUAUCUGAAAAGAUUAAAUGAUUUAUAACUAUUCAUGUAUUUUUCCAGGACAAGGUUUUGAAGUUUGCCAAUUAUUUUCUUAGUCGUAAGCAUGUUCACCAACUGAAAUCAGCAUACCAGUUCCUUUCAGUCAUUAAGACGUUGACAACUAACAAGGUGCGUUGACAGCUUGGUUUCAUAUCGGCAUCUCGACUAUUAGCUGGAUUUUGUUUUUAUUAUUAAUUAAUAAUAUCUCAGUAUCUCCGUUCUCUAAAUGAUAACCCAAUAAAUAAUGUCAGUUAUGAAAUCAUAUUUGUGUAUGAUGAGUUAUUACUUUUAAUGUGACAUUAAUAAUAUUAUUUCCCUUAUUUUAGUUCCAUGUUCCUGUUGCCGUGACGCUGGCCAGUCCCGUGGCCGUAACCCAGGCUGAUCCAUCCGUUAAAGUAAGUAUACAUAUGAAGACUAGGCUUACAAAUAUGCCGCCCUGAAAAAAAUGUUCCUUGCCCAGUCUAUUUACUAUGUCGGUCUAAACAUCAUAUUUAACCUGGCCUAUUGAUUUUAUCAAAACUCUUUAUCAUUUAGUUUCAACCCCAGUAUUGUUAGAUGACGAAUUAUUUGCCUUAGUUCAACUAUCUUCAUACUGAAUCGUUCAUUAUUUAAAAAAUAUCAUUAUGCUAUCCAUUUUAAUAAUGUGGAAAUUCAGCAUAAGUUUGCAGUAAAGGGAGGAAUUUGUUUGAUAUUAUUUGCAUUUACUAUACUUGGGUUCCUAGGUUCAAGUUACAGAUUUGUUAGGUGGUAACCUUGGUGAGAUGACCGUCACUGCUGACAGUGCCAGGCAUUUAGAAGACGGUGCUGUUGUUCUAAGUAAAAAGCAGUUCACUCUGUCUGCCUCUGAAAAGUUAGUAUAAUUUUGAUUCUACAUGUUACAAGUUAUUUCUGCUUUGUUCAACAGGAUAGAGAUGCUUUGUAUAAAAUGUUGACAUUUUAUUGUAAUGUUGAUCUAUGACCAACAAAUAAAUAAUGUCUAGAAAAUGACAGUUCUGUGAAGAAAAUAAAGAAGCUUGGUUAUUAAUCAACAAAUACAUUUAUUUUAUUUUUCCUCUAGGUCUUUAUUUGAGCUGAAUUUUCUCGAGGCCAAGCCGGCCAAGGGAUUUUACAAGCUUACCAUAAGUGUAGUCCCAAAGAAAGCUGAUGCGAAACUCAUUGGAACUACGGGAGCGGAAGUAUGCCAUUUCUAUUUUUACUUUAAGAUCAGCUAUUUAUAAAGGAGAAGUGAAGCAAACAAUUAUUCACAUGUCACAUUGAAUGUAAUGGUAAAGCAUUUAAUUUGUAAUAGUAUGUGGAACAAUUAAAUUGAAAUUGUCUGACCUUUUUUUUCAAAUGUUAGGUUGAGGUCAAGGUGACCACUAAAGUUGCCAUUGAAAAUGUCGAGAUUGGGGUGGCAGAUAAAGACCAGGCUACAGCUGCACGAACAACCAGGUAUCUUUGAUUAGAACGUUUAACAAGGAUGAUUUUAGCUUUGGAAUUUAGUUUGCUUAUUCUCAAGAUGUGUUUACCAAAGUUCGACCAUGAGUUGAUUCUGUGCACUUGUCCUCAGGCUUGUCCACCCCAACAAAGCUGCCACUGUCAUUGAAGCUGACUAUCACCAGAAGAUUGUCAUGAAGUUUCAGCUCAAGGACAAAACAAGUGGAACCCUCAUGACCGCCCAUCAAGCAUUUGUUCGUUUAACCAACUUGGAAACUAAGCAAGAGAUCAUCUUUGUAACAGAGUCAGACAACAGUCUUACGAGCAAGUUCGAUCUUGUAAGUAGUUUGAUUCUUGCCGCUCUAUAAGUGAAAAAUAUUUGUGUGAUUUCAUUGGAAAUCAUUUAAGAGAAAAAACGUAUAUAAUGGAAAACAUAAGGAAUGAAGUUAGAUUGUUGGUGACUUAAAUUAAAGAUUUGUUUCAUAGUUACAUAUUUUGGGAAAGCUUUAUUAAAGGAUUUGGAAAUAAGAAAUAAAUUCUGUAAGAUAUGUCUCUAUCUUUAUCUGUUGUGUCUCCAUUCAGGAUGUCGGUAGUAGUGCUAAAGAGUUUGGUUCAGUUUCUGGCAAGUACAGUAUGGAGUUGAUUGUUGGAGAUGCAGUUAUUGAGAACCCCUUUUCUUGGCUUAUUGUAAGUAACAUUAGAGUUAAUUGGCUAUGUACAUACAAAAAAAAAGUUGGUUUUGUCUCAUUUAAUCAAGAGACAGUUCAAAAUUCACGUUUGAAAUUCAAAUUCAGAUAUGUCCUUUGACAUGCCAGUAUGCAUAUAUUGAUAGAUAAGGAGUAAAUGUGGAUAAGCUACUCCAGUGAUAUGAAUUUUGGUUUUUAGGGUUGUAAUCAUGAAUUUUUAUAUAUGGUUUAUGAGUUAUGAACUGAUUUAUUUAUGUCAGAAAUGACUGGUAUAUCAACCAACUGUUUUCAUUUGUUUAGGCUGAUAUAUCCAUAACAUUUCCUGAAGCUAGUGAAGCUCCUGCCAAUACCACUAACCAGUAUGCUAAAAAACCUGAGAUAAAGGUACGUUUUUGUUGGAUUAAACUUAACAAGAAAUCUCACAUUGUAAUCAUGUUGUAAUAUAGAAAACUAUCAUUUUUAAGUUGUGAUGGAAUGCAUUAAUGUUACUUCAGCCCGUACGUCCUUUAUUUUAGUUGUAUAAAUUUUAAAAAAUUAUUUUAACAUGGCUGUAAAUUACAUAUAAAUGUUUAUCGGUGUAUAACACUUCAACUUUUUUCUUUCAGCACAAAUUCAAUGAACCUGAGAAGCGCCCUCCUGCCACCGUCUCCCUUGCAUUCACUGCCCUUGUUUUGCUUCCACUGCUUAUUCUUCUUGUCUUGGUAAGUCUUUAAAUUACUUUUGGUCCGAGUUCUUUAGCAUGAUUGUGGUUAGAUUUAAUUACACUUGCAUGUUCAAAAAAUUGGUUUAAAAUUUAAAAAAAAAUGUUUGCCUGGUUAAAUUCACAAUUUACUAUAAAAUGAAGUACAGUUAAAAUACUUAACUUGCUAGUUACAUCUCAGAGGCUUGAAAAUACUUUUUAAUAUUUAGAAAGAUAAUUCCCAAAUGAUUUUAAAAUUGAGAUUUGUGUUGGAUUAUUUCAGUGGCUGAGGAUUGGAGUCAACGUUUCCAACUUUCCUAUCUCUCUCAGUGCAGUGGGUUUCCAUGUUUGCUUAGGAGGUUAGUUAUGCCCCCUUGUUUUGCUUUCUCAAAUAUUGUGGUUUUUCUGACUGGUUAGUUGUUUAAAAAAGAAUUCAUUCUGUGAAAUGUUCAUCCAUUUGCAUCAGUAAUUAUAUUGCUAAUGUAUCCUACCAUGUGACAGCUAUUUUUGGCAUCAGUAAUUAUAUUGCUAAUGUAUCCUACCAUUUGACAGCUAUUUUUGGCAUCAGUAAUUAUAUUGCUAAUGUAUCCUACCAUUUUGACAGCUAUUUUUGGCAUCAGUAAUUAUAUUGCUAAUGUAUCCUACCAUUUGACAGCUAUUUUUGGCAUCAGUAAUUAUAUUGCUAAUGGAUCCUACCAUUUGACAGCUAUUUUUGGCAUCAGUAAUUAUACUGCUAAUGUAUCAUAUUAUUUGACAGCUAUUUUUGAAAUCAGUAAUUAUAUUGCUAAUGUAUCAUAUCAUUUGACAGCUAUUUUUGGCCUCUACUACUGUUACUGGACUCACCUGAAUAUGUUCCAAACUCUACGCUGGUUGGGCAUUAUUGCUGUCCCUACAUUCUUCUUUGGCAACCGUCUUCUUAGUGCUUUGGCAUCUAAAAGGUGAGCAGAUGUCAAUACAAUUUACAAGUACAGACUUGCAUAAUGCCAGUUUGGUCUAGAAAUUUGAAAAAAUAAUUUAGUUACAAUUUUGUUUUAAAAAUAUUUAAAAUUACUGCUCUAACAUGGUCAUGCUGAAGAUCAUAUUGAAUGGACUAAAACCAUAUGCCGACAGAAUCAUUGCUGAAGAACAGGCGGGCUUCAGACAAGGACGGGGCACUACUGAGCAGAUUCUAAACCUUCGAAAACUAUGUGAGAAAUAUGCUCAACACCAACAAAAUCUAUACCACGUCUUUGUUGACUUCAAGAAAGCAUUGUACAGGGUUUGGCAUGCUGCUUUAUGGGCCACCAUGAGGCACUACAACAUCAACACAAAUUAACCAGCAUGAUAUGCAACCUCUGAUAAGACCACCAGUGCAGUCUUCCUCAACAACAACAUCGGAGAAUGGUUCAAGACCAUGGUUGGAGUAUGACAAGGCUGCCUGCUUUCCCCACCCUAUUCAACAUCUUCCUAGAGAGAAUUAUGUCAGAUGCUCUGGAAGCCCAUGAAGGGACAAUCAGCAUUGGUGGCAGAACAAUCACCAACCUACGCUUUGCGGACGACAUAGACGUGCUGGCUGGGAACGAAGAAGAGCAAGCCAACCUGGUAAAGCGUCUCGAUAAGACAUCGUCGUCCUACGGCAUGCUAAUCAGUGCCGAAAAGACAAAACUGAUGACAAAUGAUACCGCAGGCAUCACCACUGAAAUUAAGGUCAGGGAGGAAAGAUUAGAGACUGUCGGCCGCUUCAAAUACCUAGGAGCAAUAGUCUCAGAAGAAGGCUCCAAGCUGAACUGAUGUCCAGGAUUGCGCAGACUACAACAGCACUAAAAAAAAUCAAGAAAAUAUGGAAUGACAAAAAUAUAGCCCCCGGCACCAAAAUCAGGCUGAUGCGCUCAUUAGUCCUCUCCAUUUUCCUGUAUUUUACUGCGAAUCCUGGACAUUAACAGUCGAUCUUGAAAGGAAAAUAAAGGAGAUGCUUCAGAAGCAUUUUUGGCAUCUGCUAUAGGGACCAUAUCUCCCAUGAUACAGUGAAAGAAAGGGUUCAUCAGGCAAUUGGGGAGUACGAUGAUCUACUGGUGACUGUGAAAAAAACGCAAAUUACAAUGGUACGGCCACGUAACAAGGAAACAAGGGCUUGCCAAAGAAAUAUUGCAGGGCACCACAAGAGGAAUGAGAAGAAGAGGAAGACAAAGAAAAAGGUGGGAGGAUAACAUCAAAGAGUGGACAGGACUAACACUGGGUGAUGCAGUGCGUAGUGCUGAAGACAGAGAGGAAUGAAGGAGGAUGGUUCACAUGUCAUCUGUGGCGCCCCAACGGUCCAAGGACUAAGGGACAUGAGGAUGAGGAGGAAACAUGGUUAAUUCUUAUGCGUUCAACUAUUGAAACAGUGUAAUGGGAGAAGAAUCACGUUGACCCCUUUUAACGUUACUGAUUAUUAAAUUAAUCUCUCUGAGUAACAUAAAAAAAAUUUAACAUUGACAUGGAAAGUAAGAGAAACAAUAUUAAAAUUCUAAUAUCUAUUCUGUUUGAAAAAACCUGACCAUAACAUGCAUAACUAGGAUGAAGGUUCCUCCCUGUUUAUUGAAUCCAACAUUGAUCCCACUUGUACACAAUCCUGCUCAACAUAGCAAAUCACAAAACAAAAAGAAAGAUGGGGCGUAAGUGACCUAGUUAUUUCCGUGUUCUUUAAACGUGUUCUGGUAAUCAGUAGUUUAUGUUUAUGCCAUGUUUGUUAUUCACUUGUUUUUUUUAUUUAUUUAUUUUUUUAAUGUUCCAAAAAUCAAAUUUCGGUAUUCACUUUAGCCAACUACCGAAGAAAAAGAAAUGAGUGUCGUAAGUCAACAAGGAAAAUGCCAUUUUUUGGUGGUUGUUACUUUUCUUGGUUACUUUCUUCAAUGCUUAUUUUAUGACCAAAUCCACUCAAGAUAACUUGUUACUUUAUUCAUUCUAUCUAUGACUUAAGAUAAAUCCCAAAAAUGGGUUUCAGUUAAGUGUUAUUUAUUGACUCAUGUGCCACUCUCAUCUAAGAAUAGUCAUAAUAGAAAUAUUUGCUAUAGAUUUUGAAUUAUAUAUGAAUACAUCGCCUGAGGGAAAAGGAGCGUUUCGUUUUCUUUUUUUAUCAUUCAUAUAAUUUGUGUUUUCGAUUGUUGCUAAUUCUAUUGGUCCAGUCUUUGCUUAUUGCUCUACAUGCGCCAACCAUAGAGGGGUCAAGAUCUGCUGGAAACUCUCUAUACCUCAGCAUAUCUUAUUUUGUUUCAGAGUUCUGACUGCAACUACUGCAUUCUAAAUCUCCUCCCAAUACGGCAGCAUUACAAAGCUUUAUCAGUAUCUCUUACCACACAUUGCCCCGUGACAAUGAUUAAAAGAUUCUUAGGUUCAUUAAUUUGUAUUUUAAAACAUUGAAAUUCGUUUGUUUUUUGUUUUUUCUUUCUGUAAACAUGAAACCUGAGUUAAAUAAAAGCUCAUUUGGAUUCUCUUUAUUUGAAAUCCCCACUAAACCUAUUGUGGUCUAAAGAUUCUAGGAAUAAUUCAUCUUGUAUAAUUUUUAUGCUUUAAAGUAUCCUUAAAAAAAAUUAAUCCUCAUAAUCUGUUAUUUUACAUAUAUUUAUUAAGCUGUUGCAAACAUUUCAAAUUUGUUAUUAAAUAGCUCUUCCUCGUUUUAUGAGUUUUCUUAAUUCUCUCACUUAAAAGAAAGUUAUGCAUUAUUGCUCAUUACAUAUAGAGUUUAAUUCUCUCCCUUCAAAGAAAGUUAUGCAUUAUUGCUUAUAACUAAAUAUUACACAUAUAGUUUUUUGAAAUAACCACCUUGAAGUAGAUUAAUUUGUUUUUGUAUGAAAAUAAUAUACCUUUGGACUCUUAGUUAAGCGAUUUCAAAUUUAUUUAUUUAAAGAUCUCUUUUUAAUGCAUUAUGGAAGCUUUUUUUUCUUCACUUGGAUAUCAUGAAGUAUUUAGCUAAGGAAUAGCACUGUCAAGUUAUUUGAUAAAAAAACAAAAAGCUUUAACAACAGGUCCAACUAACUGUACCAAAAUACUGCCUGUAAUAUACUAACGCUAACAUAACAUACUGCUCUGAAGAAUAAUUUAAAUUCAUUUUUAAUUUAAAGCAGAUUAUAUUUUAAUUUUAAAAAAUAAAUAAUAAAAUCUGCCUUGCUAGCUAAUGAUUUUUUGUGUCUCCUAUUCCAGUGCCAAGCAUGCCUGAUAAGUGCCACUAGAUGAUCGUCCUCAUUUGUUUGCAGAGUGGUUCAACAUCUCCUCUCUAGUUAUCACUUACUGAUGGCCAAGACAAGGAGGACUUUUUGUGUUUAUUCCUGCAAUGACUUACUUAACAAUACCUUGCUUUUUUUUUGUUCAACUUUUUCAAACAGCGCUUUUCUUUAUCAGGUGUUCUUUGUGAAUUGGUGGGUACAAAUAUUGUUUUCUUACAAGCUCAUGAUGGUUAUUAUAAUUAUUUUCUAGGUAAAAAUAAUUUCAAAUCUUUAUGAUAACUUUUAACCUUCAAUAAUUUGUUGAAGGGGCUUCUUUGCUAGGUGCUGGAUACUAGGAUAUCUUUUGAUACUAUUGAAAGCACCACUAGAAACUUUCAAGAGUUGAGACGGAAGUGUCUUGAAAAUGUGUAUUGGUUGGAUUCAGUGUCACCUUUACAGGGGAACAGAAUGUUUGCUGAGGUUAGGCACUUUUGACAUGAGCCUAAAAUGAUUAGCAAACCUUCAUGAUUAAUGUGAGGCACUUUUGAUGAGCACAAAAUGAUUAGUGUACCUUCAUGAUUAAUGUGAGGCACUUUUGACAUGAGCCUAAAAGGAUUAGUGUAACUUCAUGAUUAAUGUGAGGGUGUUUGAUGAUCUUUUGUUCAUAUUGAAAUCACAUUCAUAUUAUAUUUACCACUCUGCAAAUAAAUGUAGUAGCUUAGUUUGUGUCUAAUGCAGCCAUUUUUUAAAAAUACUUUAUCGAUCUGCACAAUGUCAGAAAUGUUCCUAUUUUAUUAAGAUGAAAAACUUUUUUAAAAAGAAAAAAAGAAAGAAAAUUUGUUGACGGGUGUCCACUGUGUGUAAGUAUGUUAGUAAGUCUUGGAGGAUCAUAGCAGUCAUGUUAUCAUUCUUAUGACUUCAUACAUUUUAAACCAUUUAUUGUUUGCGCAUCAUAUUAGAAUGUUAUGUUUUAAAUUAAUAAAUGUAUUUAAUGUUUAAAC
Messenger RNA from Lymnaea stagnalis (great pond snail), 18123 nucleotides. The record is from the annotation of a GenBank genome assembly. NCBI's taxonomy places the organism in Eukaryota, Metazoa, Mollusca, Gastropoda, Lymnaeidae.